Molecule: messenger RNA, 579 nt
Organism: Chlorella variabilis
Lineage: Eukaryota; Viridiplantae; Chlorophyta; Trebouxiophyceae; Chlorellales; Chlorellaceae
Product: expressed protein
Exons: 6
Coding region: 1-579 (192 amino acids)
Source: RefSeq, a predicted model, not a curated record
AUGCCUGGAGCAGUUGUGGAGUGGCUGUACGAGGAUCCAACUUUCCCGCGCAAGCUGCUCAUGGCAGGCGUCCUGCACGGCACCUCUGUGUUGCGUCUGCUGGCGUUCCUCCAGUAUGAGAACCACAAGUAUGCACAGCUGUGGCAGCGUGCCAUGCUGGAGCAUCUGCUGCUGGAUGCAUGCGACUGGCGUGACCUUGCCAUGGAUCUUGUUGUCAUGUUGGAGCUGGUCUGCUUGAAGGACAGUCUUUAUGAGGAGCGCAUGAUCAACAUCUUUCAUGGAGUAGAGGGCGCAAUGAUGAACCCGAAGCGCGGCGUUGGCUGCCAGCAUUUGCUGCUGGCCCUUGCGGUGGCGGUGCUGGCAGAGGCACCCAAGGGCAUCGAUGGGAUGGUGGCCAUCGAGCACAUGUGGCGCCACCUUGACCACAUCAAUGACGUUUUCUCACGCGCGCAUGGGACUGGCACUAGUUCGAGAGGCUCCAGCAGCAGCGACGAUGGCGAUGGGGAGCGGGAGGAGCAGCAGCACAUCUCUGCAGAGCUGGCAGAUGACGAGGAUGAGGUGGUGGACAUCACUCUCUAG